AAAGUGAAUGAAAAAAGAAGUGAGUGGAAAAGGGCAAACCAAUAGGCAAGCGAACGAGAACUGUCUUUCCAUCAACCAAAAUGUUUCCAUUUUUGUUGAGACGGAGGUGUUUGUUUAGUUUCCUGGCUGUGUCUGGACAAGGACAGGAGAAGGCCAAGUCGGGCACGUAUUAUGGAAAGAAUGAAAAAGAAGGAAGCAUAGAAGCGACAGGCGACAGAAGGUCAAGGUUUAGGAAAGCGCCGUUGAUGUGAAGAGGUAGGGAUGACAAAUACGAAAACGAAAAUGAAAGAAAAAACGCAAAAGGUGAACAAGCUGGAAUGUCAGGAAAAUAACGGGAACAUGAUCGAAAAGUGUCGGUGUUGUUGUGGCCGCGUAGCGUGAUGCGGCUUCCGGUGGCUCGGGGCAAGCUGCUCUCCGUGCAGCUGUGCCGCCCAUACCAACUACAGCAGCUGCAUCUACACCUGCCACCGAUCUGCCGUUUGCUACUUCUGCUGUUUGUAUUCAUAACGACAACUGUUAGCCGGGCUGCUGCCUCAUUUAGCUGCCAUCAAAGCUGCCACUGUAUUUGGCGGAAUGGAAAAAUGUCUGCCACCUGUACGGAACUAGGUCUUGCAGCCCUACCGACAGAGUUAGAUGAAGGCGUUCAGGUGCUAAACAUGUCAUGGAACAAUCUGAAGGCGCUGCAGAACAACCAGGUCGCGAACGCGGGCCUCGUCAACCUACAAAAGCUCUAUCUUAGCCAGAACCAGCUGCGCGAGCUGCAGGAGCACGCAUUCUAUAAAAUGAAUAACCUUGUUGAGCUAGACCUUAGCAACAAUAAACUCGGUGCAGUGCCAACAAAUGCCUUUAAACACCUUGUCAGCCUCCGACACCUUUUACUAAAAGGCAACCCAAUUACGGUAUUAGCAGACGCAUCGUUUGCUCACUUACGGAGCCUUAGCGUCCUCGAAUUGAGUUCAUGCAAGAUUGAGACGGUCGCCCGGGACGCCUUUGCGCAGCUGGGAAGCCUACAGGUGCUUAAACUUGACGACAACCUCAUCAGCUUUAUAUCCGCCCACACGAUGGCACCGCUUUCUAAGUUGCAUGGCAUCUCCCUUGACGGCAACGCCUGGAACUGCGAUUGUCGACUACGACCCUUCCGGGACUGGCUAUCGCAACACCAUCCGACUUCGUACUCUCCAACUUGCCACCAGCCCGAAACGAUCAGAGGCCUCUCGUGGGAGAAAACGCCCGACGCUGUUUUUUCGUGCCCGCCCAAUUUUACGCUCAACGCUCAGGACUAUAAGGUACACACGGGAAGCAACCUGACCUUGUACUGCGAAGCAUGGGGAAUGCCUGCACCGCAUUUACAAUGGUUCGUAGGGGAUACAGCGCAGGAAGGCAAAGUAAUGUCUAUUAACGAUUCCCUCGCGGCAUCGCAGCUGUAUUUGAGUGACGUUAGCACUCUUAACGGUGGAACUUACACUUGUCGGGCUACGAACUCGGCUGGCGGAAGCCAGCUGAACUUCACGGUACAAGUGGCAUCCAUUGGAGACGCCCACGAAACUCACAUGGCCUCAACUACAACGAAAGGAAGUGUCAGAACUCUUCCCGACGGUCAUGGCUACUAUUCAAGCAACGCUGGCUUGAUUGGGCUUAUCCUUGGCAUCAUAACGGUGUCGCUUGUCGUUUUGUCCGUUGUCGUUUUACUUCUCUGGAGCUGUCGUCGAGGCAGCCCUCAUCAUAAUAGCGUUCUGCAGGAUAAGCGAGGGAAAACGCCAGAUACAGCCGCAGCGCUUGGAAGUGGCGAAGUAGAACCGCUGAAAGCAGCCGAAGCAGCCGAGGAUAUACCCCCACAGAAACCACCGCGCGCACAGCCAGACUACGAGUGUGUCACACCCGCAGUUCUCGAUCUUGACAAUAACGCUUCCAUGCGCACGAGUUCGUUAUAUGCGGCCAACCCGUAUUGUUGCCGAGACCGGCGCAGCCUGGCGUCGUGCGGUGGUCCUAUCCCUGUUCCAAUGCCACUAUUGCCAGCAUGCGCAACCUUGCCUCGUGAUCGAAGGCCGCUAUCGCUAAGUCCGGCUGAAUUCGCAGGCCAGAUGCCAAAAGAUUUUAGCAGUCUGCGACCACUCAACCUGAUGAACCAAUCUAACGUGAGGGGACAAUAUUCUUCUUUCAGAUCGCUUGAUCUAUGCGGAGGCCAGGCUCAGAUGCCUACUGGGGUAGUUUCGUACAAAGAUCCGGACCUCGUAAGUAGCGGUGCAUAUCGAGCCGAUUCGGCAACCCCCGGCUCCGAAGUGCAGGAUUGUAGCAUAUCGCAAAGCUCGAGUACAGCCCCGUUGCUCGCUUCGCCAGACCUGCUCGUCGACCAGAAUGAUCAUCCGUCUGCGUACUUCAGAUCUCCGUCAGUGCUAAGCACCGUUCCCGAGGCUCAGGAGCCUGUGGCACCUGACGGUACCCAGGUGUAACUAAAUGAAGGACAACCCGAACUAGGGUGAACGGUAUUCAGGGGGUAUUCCCCGCCUGAAGAAGGAGUAUUUCGGCAAAGUUCGCGCGGCUUAGGAAAUUCAGAGUGAGAUGACAGAAGCGGGUGUAGUCGGCGGCAGGAGAGAUUGCGGAAAAAUUGCUUCUGUCCGAUUUAGCGGACGGCUUUCGUCCCGCUGUCAGCGACAGCAGAAGAGACACUGACGGAAGCACAAGGAUCAGUGGCAGUACGACUGUAUGCGGCAGAAGCGAAGUCAAAGUAGCUGAGAGAACAUAUCUCUGCACACUCGAUCGAUCGAUCGAUCGAACGAGAGAGACUGGAGGCUUAAUUUGGUGCCAGAAUUCAAAUGCAACAAGAAGCCACUAAUACUGACAACCAAGUAAAAUAUCCAAAAUGCACGCGGGCCGAAUAUGAAGAAAAAACUACACGUGUUAUAUUAAAAAAAAAAACCUGAGAAAAACAGAACGAGAAAUAGGGAAAAUAAAAUAAUAAUCAUAGUAGGUGAAAGGGAACGACGACUGAUUAUUACGAUGCGCAGCUUGUAAAUUGUACAAAACAUAUUUUGUAGAAGGCGGUGAGGCUACGCUAUACUAAAUGGAAGGCAGCCACCUGAGGUCCUGAGAUAGAAACGGAAACGAAGUUAAGUCGGAGCACAAUUCCAGAUCGAGAAUGAAAUUGGAUGGAGAGAAACGACACUGCAGAAAUCACCUAAAAGGCAUAACUUACAUGCAAACGAACUGCAGUGUGAUUUAGGAAAAACUGAAAAAAUGAGGUAAACUUAUGUAGCUGCUUGAUGCUAUCACGUGGUUACUUAGUGCAGCCAUAAUGUGCGAUUUGGCAAAAAGGGGACGAACAUAAAAAUGUAGGUGAUUUUAAUUGCGCUAAAAAGGUAGUACAUGAUAUAAUUAAGAAGUGGUGUAUUUAUUGUGCAAAUUUUUGGACAGUUCUGCGGAAUGCACGACUGGCAUGAAUAUACGGGAGUUUUGGAUGUUCUUCCUAUGGAAGGGUGGAUUGACACAAAGGUAAAGAGAAGAAACGUAUAGUAACAAUCGGAAAAUUAUACCUGUAAGGAAAGUUGCAGCACCGGUCCGGAGGAAGAAGCAGUGCAUCCAAACGGCUACAUCUGAUGGUGAGCAUAAUUAUAAUGAUAAAAGUAACGGGUAAUGAUCGUAAUGGCGGUGAUGACGAUUAGCAGAACGAUGAUGUUGAUGAGCUCAAUCGUAGCUAGUAAAGGCGCAUUAUGUUCUUCUGACAAACGCCUUGUUGUUAGACAUAGUAAAGCAAAUAAGCAAACAAAGGAGUUCGACAAAAUGAUGAAAAGAUGCGGCUAGUCUCGUACAAGCGUCCGUGGAUCACGCGAAAAAUAUUUCCAUGAACAGGGAGGGGGACGGAUAAGAGGUGGGCAAGGUGAAACAAAUAACAAAACACGACAAAAAAUAUGUAAAUUUUGUAUGGUAGUGUAUGUAUGAAGUAUGUAUAAAAAAAACCCAAAAGUAUUAGCGUGGGUCAAAAAGUGCUGAUAAUGAAAUGAAAAGCUGGAUGAAAUAAAACAAGAGGCAUUCCAAAUGAAAGGGUAUGGGCAAGAAAGAGUGGAUGAAACCGUGAUGUACGUGUGAAUGUGGGGAGUGUAUCAAAACGGUGCGGGAAAACCGACUAACAUAAAGAACAGAAAAAUGCAACAAGAGAGCGAAGGAUGGAAAUAAAGAUGAAAAUCAUAAGAAUCUUUUUUGUACAGUUAGCUUUGUAACAAAUAUAAAUUAACUGGGGAAACGCUAGCGAUGGCGCCCGACCAGGACAUUGUGCUGACUACGAAGGGAAAGUGCAAGAAAGAGAAGGAGAGAAAAAAAAGGCGAGAAAUAGGAAGAGAGAAUGCACGUAAGGAAGAAAGUCUGCUGUGACAAGUAUAGGAACGUCACCCGUCUGCUGUAGGACGCGGCGUAAUAGCCGGCAAAGCGUUGUUGCUCUGCGAAUUGAAGAAACGAAGUAGCAUAGCUUUAGCUAGCAAGAAGAAUCAAGCCGAAGGCCACAGAUUGCCAAUAUUCGGCCACGACUUUCCCUUUCAGGGGUAGUGACUGACUUUCACAUAACUGAAGUGGCUGUUGUAUAUACGCAAAUUGUAUUAUGCCCAUCUCCAGAAAAGAAAGCGCACGGAAAACACACUAAAUGUUUAUUAGUGUCUCUAGCCGAAUGUAUUAUCGAUAUAAUGUAUAAAUAAACGAUUACAUACACGAUUAAGCAGUG
Messenger RNA from Varroa destructor (honeybee mite), 4708 nucleotides. RefSeq lists its product as uncharacterized. Gene Ontology annotation, molecular function: protein binding. Lineage: Eukaryota; Metazoa; Arthropoda; Arachnida; Mesostigmata; Varroidae. The record is from RefSeq and is a predicted model, not a curated record.